CCCCCGUGGAGCAAAAUGAGAGCGCAGUGAGCCAGCUCAGUCUCUCCCCAGCCAUCCCCCGACGCCCACCAUGAACCACUUGGAGGGCUCCGCGGAGGUGGAGGUGCCCGACGAGGCGCCAGGAGGGGAGGUGAACGAGUCCGUCGAGGCCGACCUGGAGCACCCUGAGGUGGAGGAGGAGCAGCAGGCGCCCCCGCAGGCCGCCGGCCGCCACGGAGCGGUCGAGGACCCCCGCGCGCAGCUGGCGAGGCAGCAGCAGGAGGAGGAGGAGCGCGGGGAGAGCCUGGCGCGCUCGGCCAGCACCGAGAGCGGCUUCCACAACCACACGGACACGGCCGAGGGCGACGUGCUCGCCGCGGCCCGCGACGGCAGCGGCGCCUACGAGGCGGAGCGCGCUCACGACGCCGAGGAUGAGAGCGCCUACGCCGUGCAGUACCGGCCCGAGGCCGAGGAGUACACGGAGCAGGCGGAGGCCGAGCACGCCGAGGCGGCGCAUCGCCGCGCGCUGCCCAACCACCUGCACUUCCACUCGCUGGAGCACGAGGAGGCCAUGAACGCGGCCUACUCGGGCUACGUCUACACGCACCGGCUCUUCCACCGCGGCGAGGACGAAGCCUACGCCGAGCCCUACGCCGACUACGGCGGCCUCCAGGAGCACGUGUACGAGGAGAUCGGGGAUGCGCCCGAGCUGGAGGCGCGCGAUGGCCUGCGCCUCUACGAGCAGGAGCGCGACGAGGCGGCCGCCUACCGCCAAGAGGCCCUGGGCGCGCGCCUGCACCACUACGACGAGCGCUCGGACGGCGAGUCCGACAGCCCAGAGAAAGAGGCCGAGUUUGCGCCCUACCCGCGUAUGGACAGUUACGAGCAGGAAGAGGACAUCGACCAGAUCGUGGCCGAAGUCAAGCAGAGCAUGAGCUCGCAGAGCCUCGACAAGGCGGCUGAAGACAUGCCCGAGGCCGAGCAAGACCUGGAGCGCGCCCCGACGCCAGGAGGAGGACACCCCGACAGUCCUGGGCUGCCAGUAUCUGCCGGGCAGCAGCGGGUCGUGGGACCCCCGGGUGGCGGCGAGGCUGGUCAGCGGUACAGCAAGGAGAAGAGAGAUGCCAUCUCGCUGGCCAUCAAGGACAUCAAGGAGGCCAUCGAAGAAGUGAAAACCAGGACCAUUCGUUCGCCUUACACCCCCGACGAACCCAAAGAGCCCAUCUGGGUCAUGCGCCAGGACAUUAGCCCCACGAGGGAUUGUGACGACCAGAGGCCCAUGGAUGGGGAUUCCCCUUCUCCUGGCAGUUCCUCACCUCUGGGUGCUGAGUCAUCAAGCAUAGCCCUUCAUCCCAGUGACCCCACGGAAGCCUCCACAAAUAAAGAGUCAAGAAAAAGCUUGGCUUCAUUCCCAACCUACGUUGAAGUCCCUGGACCUUGUGACCCUGAAGACUUGAUCGAUGGAAUUAUUUUUGCUGCCAAUUACCUUGGCUCCACUCAGCUGCUCUCAGACAAAACUCCCUCCAAAAAUGUACGAAUGAUGCAGGCCCAGGAAGCAGUCAGCCGGAUCAAGACGGCCCAGAAAUUAGCCAAAAGCAGGAAGAAGGCUCCUGAAGGUGAAUCUCAGCCAAUGACUGAGGUGGAUCUCUUCAUUUCUACGCAGAGGAUCAAAGUACUGAAUGCAGAUACACAGGAGCCUAUGAUGGAUCACCCCCUGAGGACCAUUUCCUACAUCGCAGACAUUGGGAACAUUGUCGUGCUGAUGGCCCGCAGACGGAUGCCCCGUUCCAACUCUCAAGAGAACGUGGAGGCUUCUCACCCAUCCCAGGAUGGAAAAAGACAGUACAAGAUGAUCUGCCAUGUCUUUGAGUCUGAGGACGCCCAGCUGAUCGCACAGUCCAUAGGGCAGGCAUUCAGUGUGGCGUACCAGGAAUUCCUCAGGGCCAACGGGAUUAACCCGGAAGACCUCAGCCAGAAGGAGUACAGUGACCUGCUCAACACCCAGGACAUGUACAACGAUGACCUGAUCCACUUCUCCAAGUCGGAAAACUGCAAAGAUGUUUUCAUAGAGAAACAGAAAGGAGAAAUCCUGGGAGUUGUGAUUGUAGAGUCGGGCUGGGGAUCCAUUCUCCCCACUGUGAUCAUUGCCAACAUGAUGCACGGAGGCCCCGCCGAGAAGUCAGGGAAGCUGAACAUAGGGGACCAGAUCAUGUCCAUCAACGGCACCAGCCUGGUGGGCCUGCCCCUGUCCACCUGCCAGAGCAUCAUCAAGGGCUUAAAGAACCAGUCGCGGGUAAAGCUGAACAUCGUGAGGUGCCCUCCAGUGACCACAGUGCUAAUAAGGAGGCCGGACCUUCGCUACCAGCUGGGAUUCAGCGUCCAGAAUGGAAUUAUCUGCAGCCUCAUGAGAGGGGGAAUAGCUGAGAGAGGAGGGGUCCGCGUGGGACAUCGGAUCAUUGAAAUCAAUGGCCAGAGUGUGGUGGCCACACCACAUGAAAAGAUCGUCCACAUCCUCUCCAAUGCUGUUGGGGAGAUCCAUAUGAAGACGAUGCCAGCAGCCAUGUACAGACUGCUGACGGCCCAGGAGCAGCCUGUCUACAUCUGAGCUGCCCCUCCGCAGCAGCGGCAUGCAUGGAGGAACCUCCUCACCGUGGUUGUGUUUCUUGUGCUGCAUCGUGUGUCACUGAGACAUUUCCCUUUCUCACUCAGUGUUUGGUCGUACACAGGAAGAGAAGAACGGCAAGGACUCUUUACUCUCUGUCUCUCUCCAGUUUGCUUUUUUUCUGUUCCUUCCUUAAUACCAGGGAAGUUUUGUGUGUGUCCCCUUGAGGGUGGAGAACAGCUAAUAUUUACCUGGGAUCGUUGUGGAGGGCCUUUGGGGGUCCUAAGGUGGUUGCCACUGCCCAAGCGGACAUUAUCCCUCCCCAAGAGGCACACACUUCCCUGAAGGAGCCCUCAGGGGCAGCAACAGAGCUGACUGAGCAGUGCCUAAAACUCACGUGCUGACUCCUGCCUGCCCUGCCCCGCUUGAUGGGAAGACAGUGGCAAUGAGGACAGCCACAUCUUUAGUGUUCGCUGCCUGCUGUGGAGUUAGGGCUCCAGACAUUAUUUCUGCCCAAAAUUUCUGAGCCAAUUUUAAAUCUCUUCCAUAGUCCCCUCUUGUUUCAAUGUGUGUGAUAAUACAGGCCUAAUGCAGAGAAAAGAGAACGUGACAUCCUGGGCAAGGCUGCCAUGACACUGAAGAGAUCCUGGCAAGUCACAGGGGCUCUGAGGCUUCCAAGAUUGCCCCAAGGUUACACAUCAGGGGAUAACCACAGGCAGGUACGAUCUUCCUGCACUCUUGCACAGGCACUUACCACACAUGUACAACACACAUGCACACGCAUGCGCGCGCGCACACACACACACACACACACACACACACACACACACACCCUGCACAGUGUCUCCUUUGCUCUCUACCUCCAUUGAGGUAGGCUAAAGAUCUAGCACACAGAUGAGGGGAAGCACCAGCACCCCUCUGAAAGACCCCUUCUCCCAGCAGAAGGUUGACACAUGCAGAAAGUGGCCAGCCUUGUCCUGAGAAAGAGGCCCUCCUGGCUGAGGCCUGGCCUUCCCGAUCCCAGUUGGCUCAGAGUGCCCUCUAGGACCCCCCCACCCCACAUACACACUGGAGGUUCUUGAGGGACAAACUGUGAUAUGGGUAACCUCGUGUCAUGCUUCCUGUCCCAAAGCUAAGCCAGCCUGGGCCCUUUCGCAGCCACUCCUGAGGACGUGACAUUUCAAAGGCUAGAACAGAUAAGUCACAAAACCAAGCAGACUUAAUGCUUGGUAUUGGGCCUAGAAAUCCCCCAAGAUGUGCUCCAGAAAGAGCAUCUGCUGUCUGCUAGGUCUGGGAGUUUGCAGCCGGUGUGGAAGGCUGGAUGCUUUCAGCCGGUGCCUCGUCUUCUGAGUUACGUCUCAGUCUAGUUCAUGUGUUUUAAUAUUAUUCUGAGCCAGUUUCCAACUUAUUCUGGUCCAAAGAGCAGUUUGUUUUCGUGUGGGAUGUGUCUAGACUUUGUUUCUGUUUUGUUUUGUUUUGUUUUCAUUGAUGACCUCAGUAGAGACAGGGGAAGAAAAACUAAUAUAUUUUGUAAUAUGAAUAUAGUCCCUGCUCUCCACAUCUGGGAUAUUUAUGUUGUGUCUGUGGAGAUGGGAGUUCAGUGAGCAGUGUUAGGGAGGAUGGGUUUACAGAGGGAAGGGUGGGGUCUGGGGGAGGGAGAGAUGUGAAUACAGCAAGAUAAAGAACAAGAGACUUCAUCUCAGGACGCAAAAAGUCAAGCCCCUGGGGUGAAUACAGAAAGAUAAAGAACAAGAGACUUCAUCUCAGGACGCAAAGAGUCAAGCCCCUGGGGACUCUGACUUGAGUUGUCUGGGCAGAGUCAGAAAAGCCUGGUUCUUGCAGGGAUCCACAGUGGAGCCCUCAGGUUUACUUUGGUACAAGAAGUUUCAGUGCUGUCUGCCCCCGCCCCCCCCCCAGCUGUCCAGAUAGCUGCCUGAGACGUGGCGGGGCUGCUGCUACUACAGAGCUGUGCGGAUGGAGUUAGGACCAGACGAGCCAGACUAUCUGGACUUUAAAGGGUAUCCCACCAAGUGCUCCUGCAUGACCAGACCCAAGGUCAAACCCCAGCAAAUGUGAAGACUGGGAGCAAUGGUCUGGGUUCUCCUCACCUCUCUGAAAUAACUAAGCUUCCGGGUAUCUAAUAUAAUCACACACUGAAAAGUGUAGCCCGUCCCUCCUCUGCCAAAAAGCGAUGGAGAGGACCAAAAGAGGCAAUAUUGCUGGCGUAUUGGGAACCUCAGAAAGUCACUUGAGAGGCUGAUGUCUGUCAGAUCCAGGGUGGUCACCACAAGUACAUGUCCACACAGCUAUACAGGAAGGCGGGAGGACAACGAGGCUGGUCUGGGACUGGUCAGGGACAGGCUCCAAAAACACAUCACUCCCAGUAUAACCCCCAAAUCACCCCAGGGAAGGGGAAAGAGAAAAUACUUCCCAUUCUUGUUGCACAAAAACCCUGGAAACUUUAAGAGGGGACUGAAAAGCCAAGCUUCUCUUGUGAGCUUUUCUAGAGAGCUAACAGUUUAGCAUGAUUGUAAGAUUACCUAGGCUUUUGUGUUAACCAAAGUGGCUCCCCCAACCCAGAGGGAAAACUGUUGGAGCUUGGUCCAUGCCCCUGGCUGAAGCACAGUCUUCCUCUGUUGGCGUCAGACUGAGUGGUUAAGUUGGGGUCAGGUCUUAUCUGGCAUCUUCACAUACAUAGUUACAUAUGUAAAUAUCUCAUCACCCAGAAUGAUGGCGCCGACUUCUGCGCUCUGCCCACUCAGUUAGGACAUGAUGGUGACUCCGCUUUGGGACCAGGCUCCCAGACUCACUCCACCCCCACCCCAAUCUAAGGAGGUUGCACCACAACCCACUCUGCCUCUGCCUUCUCCAGUGGGAGCAUUUCAGGGAGCCACCAUCGGCCUUGAGUUCAUGAGAGGAAGAAAGCCCCACAGAUCAAUGGCUAGAGCCCACUUCCUGAGUGAUAACUUUCUCCCUCACCACAGCAGGCCCCUGGAGGUAGAGCACACAGCAGGCCGCCACCUCCCUGCUCACCGGUUUGCUUUCUGAACAUCGCCCAUUACCAUUGGCCUUCAGGGAGUCAAGUAACCUACUACCUCCCCCAUCGCUCCUCCUCCCUCCUGCAGCCCCACCCACACAUAUGCUCCCUGUAGACAGCACACUGAUGCAAACCCACCCCCAAGCCCUGCUCCAGUCUCUCCACCCACUGGUGUGGCUGUCACUGAUGUUUACAACCAAGGGCCACUUCCUGCUGAUGUUUUAUCUCUCACCUUCCCAAGGCUACCUGUUGGGUUUGCGGUUCACCUCUGUCUACUCCUUCCCUGGAUAGGGUCCACCUGAGCACACAACCCUGACUUUGUUUUCCCUCCAUCAAGGCAGUGUGUGAUGACCAUGUGGGAAUGAAAUCUCUUGUACAUACUUAGCACAGCACCUGGGGUAUGAACUCGCACCCCCAUUCUGUAACGGGGUGCAUUAGCGCUUACUGUAAAACAUCGGGAGAAAUAUAGUAUUGUAUUUGUAACAAUAUUGUUCUUUGUAUACACGAAACUCAAUGAUCUCUAUAUAUAAAUAUAAAUAUAUAUAUAAAUAAAAUAUAUCUACACGUGAGCCUGGAAUGUUGCCACUGCACACCCACUGAAUGUAUUUCCUCUGACAGUCUGGUCACCAGUCCUGGCCCACCCUCCCCUUCUUUGUGCUGUGGCCGCAGUUGUCUGGUUUGGGGUUGUGAUGUAUUAAAUGUGCUAUCUCCUUAUUUAACUGAACGCUAACGUCUGUAUAAGAAUUGCUGCAACAAUAAACAAGGACUUUGCCUCUUA
Molecule: messenger RNA, 6396 nt
Organism: Microtus ochrogaster (prairie vole)
Lineage: Eukaryota; Metazoa; Chordata; Mammalia; Rodentia; Cricetidae
Gene: Apba1
Product: amyloid beta precursor protein binding family A member 1
Exons: 12
Coding region: 71-2584 (837 amino acids)
Biological process (GO): chemical synaptic transmission
Cellular component (GO): plasma membrane; dendritic spine; cytoplasm
Molecular function (GO): protein binding; amyloid-beta binding
Source: RefSeq, a predicted model, not a curated record